AUGCGAGUUCCCAUUACACUCAAAGCUGAACCUGGCCUGGGACAGGCACCCCCUCCCAGAUCCCCUCACCACAACUUAAAGCCCCCCACCAUGCCCCCUCCACUGCCCCCUACCACACAGGAGCGCUCUGAGGAGGAAGAAGAGGAAGAGAAAGAUGAAGAGGUGAAAACAGAGCUGUCUGACAGUUCCCAGGAGACAGAAACAGACAAGUCCCCUCAUCCCCAGAAGCGAGCGAUGCCAUUCUUUGCCUGGUCCCUGCUGGAGGCAGCAGGGCUGUCUGAGGCUCAGCUACACACACACUCAGAAGAGUGUAGCAUGUCAUUUACCCAGUACAGCUCAGAGGGAGCAGUGAUGAGGGAAUUUGAGGCAUUGGGGCAGAUGCUGCACUGUCUGACCGGCCACUGUCCUCAUGAGUACCAGUACUAUGGCUGCUACUGUGGGCAGCAGGGCAGUGGUAUGCCUCAGGAUCAACUGGACCGGUGCUGUUUUCUUCAUCAGUGUUGUCUGGAGCAAAUCGUGUUGUUGGGCUGCAGGAGAGACAGGAAACACAACAUUCGUGUCAGCUGUAACAAUGGCAAGCCCCGGUGUUUGGGAGUGAGCGUGUGUGAUCGGCUGCAAUGUGUGUGUGAUCGCACCACGGCAGAAUGCAUGGCAGCAUCACACUUCAACCAUUCAAUAAGCACUCAGUGUUCUGGUCCCCGCCCACCCUGCACACGUAGGCCCCACCGACUGCCACAGCCCACCAAUGAUGACUCCAGCCAGGAGAGUUCAGAAAUGACCAAACCACAAGCAAACAAACACCCUCAGCAUCGUCCACAUCUUCUACACACACAGGGUAAACCUGCACAAGCAAAGCCCACUGGUGACACUAGUGAGGAAAAGGGCAAGGAAGAGGGGAAACCAGAGAAAGAGGAAAAAGAGGAAGAGGAGAAGGAAGAAGAGGGAGGAGGAGAAGAAGCAGAAGGAGAAGAAGGGGCAGAAGAAGAAGGAGAAAUAUGAAUGUAAAAUGGCUUUCUAGCAGUUAUAUAGUACACUAUGUGGUGCACUAUACUGGUUGUGGAUGCGGGUCCCCCAGUCCUGUAGAGCCACUUCUCUGCACAGUUUCAUUUUUUUCACUUCUCAUCAAAUGUA
Pygocentrus nattereri (red-bellied piranha) is the source of this 1131-nucleotide messenger RNA. RefSeq names its product otoconin 90 (gene oc90). Gene Ontology annotation, molecular function: calcium ion binding; phospholipid binding. The record is from RefSeq and is a predicted model, not a curated record. Bases 1 to 999 code for a protein of 332 amino acids. NCBI's taxonomy places the organism in Eukaryota, Metazoa, Chordata, Actinopteri, Characiformes, Serrasalmidae. The transcript has 5 exons. Gene Ontology annotation, biological process: lipid catabolic process; phospholipid metabolic process; arachidonate secretion.